GAUUUUUUCUGUUUGUUCAACAUAACACCAGAUCUCUCGUUGACUCACCGCCUCUCACAUUUGGCACCACCACCAAUAUCUCAAUUCUUAAACCCUCAAUCUAUAACCACAACAACCAAUACCGCUCACAAAAUUCGGCUUCGCUUGGCACUCCAACUAUGUCCGAUCUGUUAUUAGAGAUGGAUGAGAUGGGUGAGAUUGAGAAGCCAAUAUUCAGAGACAUAAGGCGUUAUUACUGUGAGUACUGUGGCAUUUGCAGGUCCAAGAAGUCUCUUAUUACUUCUCAUAUGCUCACUCACCACAAGGAAGAGAUGGAAAAGAAUCAGGUUAAUGGGGAAGAGGAAAAAGAAGGAAAAAAGUCCAAUACGUGUCAAGAAUGUGGUGUGACAUUCACAAAACCUGCGUAUUUGAAGCAACACAUGCAAAGUCAUUCGGUUGAGAGGCUGUACACUUGUCCAGUUGAUGAUUGCCACGCCAGCUAUAGAAGAAAGGACCACUUGACUCGGCAUCUGCUUCAGCACCAAGGAAAACUCUUUAAGUGUCCAAUUGAGAAUUGUGGCCAUGAAUUUUCUUACCAAGGCAACAUGACACGGCAUGUGAAAGAAUUCCAUAGCAAAGAUUGCCCUCCGAUUAAUGCUGAAUCCCCGAAGAAAUUUGUCUGCCAGGAAAUAGGGUGUGGAAAGGUUUUCAAAUUUGCAUCAAAACUGCGAAAGCAUGAGGAAUCCCAUGUUAAAUUAGACUCAGUGGAGGCACUCUGCUGCGAACCUGGCUGCAUGAAAUAUUUUUCAAACGAAGAAUGUCUUAAGGCCCACAUCCAGUCCUGCCACCAACAUAUUACUUGUGAGAUAUGUGGAACCAAGCAACUAAGAAGGAACAUUAAGCGGCAUCUACAAAUACAUGAAGACACAGUUUCACUGGAGAGAGUCAAGUGCCACUACGACGGUUGUCUUCACACAUUUUCAACUAAAUCAAAUCUCCAUCAGCAUAUCAAGGCUGUGCACCUUGAUAUUAAACCUUUUGCCUGUAGCUUUUCUGGUUGUGGCAUGAGAUUUGCACACAAGCAUGUGAGAGACAAGCAUGAGAAGACAGGGUGCCAUGUUCAUACAACCGGUGAUUUUGAAGAGUCAGACGAGCAAUUUCAAUCCAGGAUUAGGGGUGGCCGGAAGAGAAAGUGCCCAACCGUAGAAAUGCUGAUCCGGAAGAGGAUUACUCCACCAACUCCACCAAGUCAAUCAGACGAAGAGUCUGACUACCUUGGUUGGUUGCACUCAGAGAGGCAACGAGCUGUAAAUCAUAGCCUAUAGUUUCACACAAUAUGAACGGGGUCUCCCACUUUAAAUAUAUAGAAGUUUGGGUCUUUAGAAGGAUGAUAUGUAUAUAUAGGUUAUUAGCAGCCAUUUACAAUCUGGGUCUUUUCCUCAAUUGUCAGAAUUAAUUUUAUUCUUUAUGGGUUCCCUUAUCAGUGUAUUACCCUAGUUAAUGAAAUAUAAAUGUAGCAUUCGGUUCCAUCAA
This is a messenger RNA of Quercus robur (English oak), 1512 nucleotides long. Its product is annotated as transcription factor IIIA. Gene Ontology annotation, biological process: regulation of transcription by RNA polymerase II. NCBI's taxonomy places the organism in Eukaryota, Viridiplantae, Streptophyta, Magnoliopsida, Fagales, Fagaceae. Bases 159 to 1304 code for a protein of 381 amino acids. Gene Ontology annotation, cellular component: nucleus. The transcript has 7 exons. The record is from RefSeq and is a predicted model, not a curated record.